ACUAGCUUAGCAGCGGACACACAGCCAGGGGUUCGAUGCAUUAUGACAAAGUGGCCCUGCUCCAAAAGUGAAUCAAGUGAAUUUUACAUCUGUUAAUGAUUGAAAAAAACGCCGGUUAACUGAAUUCAUGUGACAAUUGAAAAUUUAUUUCACUUGAAAACGAUUGACGAACGUCGUGAACGAACGGUUUAACUUGUUAAAAUUCAAUUUUCGCUUGAUGUGCGUGGGGCGCGAGGUACAAAUGAGCACGGCCGAAACAUCGACGGCGCCACCGAGAGAAGAUGUCAAACACUUCGCCGUUGCAACAACUUGUGAACGGUGAAAAUUUAAUUGAUAAUCUUAAUUCAAGCACUGAAAUAGUGAAUAAUUAUCGUGAAUUAAGAUCGAGUUCGUGUGUUGUUGGUGGUGUUGGUGUUGUUGUUGGCGGCGUCGUCGUCGGUGGCGACAACAACAUUGCCGCUGACUACCAGGUAGGUGAGCAUCGCACUGCAGCGGCGGCCGCUGCUCGUGCCGCUUACAACAUGGUAGCAGCGAUGAACGAGGAUGAACGAUCAUCCUCAGCGACAAAUAGUGUUCGUACAACGAUAACAACAACAACGGCAAGUUCAACGACAGACGCAGUCAACGAUUUUCGUAACGUCUCCGAGGACAGUAAGGCCGGAAUUCUUGGUUUUCCCGAGGAUUUCGAUCAUAUGUACGCGAGUAUGACUGACGGUGAUGCUCCAGCAAGUGCAACUUCUGCAUUGGGUGUCAGUCCAUUGCGUGGUAAUGAGGCACGACAAAAUGAUCUCAGUGAAGUUAAACAUCUCAAGGAAUUACUUCUUUUGCACUUGGAUCUUAUUCAACAACAAUCAGAGCAAAUUGUCACUAAGGACAAAUUACUCGCUGCACUCAGACAGGAAAAUGAAACGCUUAAAUUACGCCUCGAGCGGAUGGACAGAAGGGUUAAUCUUCAAAAACAUCGUUCGGAAACAACAGAAAAUUCACUAAAUACCGAACGUAUUAAUCAAUGUUCACCACCAAAUGUCAAUAUAAUACAAAGUCUUCCAUCAACGAGUGAACAUCAAAAACAAAUACAAUCGGAAUUCACCGGUCAACAAUAUAAUGAGAGUUUUAAAAUACGAUUAAAUACAAGUAGUGGAAUUCCAAUUGUUAAACAGGAGCACAAUAAUGUGCACGAGACAAAGAAUGAUAUGGUUAAUGAUAAUACAAGACACGAUUGGGAUAGUAAAAAGAAACGAAGAUCCGAUCCAACGCCUGUUGGAAUAGCGGGUAAACGAAAAAGAGGAGCCUCAUGUUCCUCGACAAUUAUCAAUGAUCAAUGUACAAUGGUGCGCGAGAGUAGUAAAAGUCUUGGUGUUGGUGUUGGUGGUGGUGUUGUUGUUGGUGGUGAUGGUGGUGUGAAAAAAGUGGAGAAAAAAAUUAAAUCUCUUUUAAAAAGAGAAUCUUAUUUAACAACAGAGGAUCAUUAUUAUACGGCUGUUGGCGAUACAAAUUAUUCAUUAUCAAUGAAUGUUGAUACACCGCAGGAAACAUCGCAAUCGUUGGAGGUGCCCAAUUGGAGGAUAAAAGUUUAUACGAGUUGUUAUACAAUGGAGGGUACGGAGAAUUUGGAUGAUGAAAUAUUUAAUAAGAGACAUCUUAAACUUGAAAAUGAUGAGAGGCGGAGGAAACGGUGGGAUGUACAAAGAAUACGGGAGCAACGGCACAUUGAAAAAUUGAAACAGAGACAAGAACGACAAAAUCAUCAGGCAACUUGUUACAAUACAAAUCACAGUGGUCCCUGUUCGUCAUCGACAGAGGAGGAAACCGUAAAGACUCUAUGGCCAGAUUUAGAUCAAAUACAAAGUCUUCAAGUUGAUGCUCAAUUGCCUGUUAAUGCAUUUGGUGCCGCUGUACCCGGUUUUAGUUUAAGUGAUUUUAUUCUCCCAUGGCAAGACAUGAUAAAAUCGAAAGAGAGACGCCAUCAGCGAGUUAAACGAUCAACAGGUAGAAGAAAAUCGUGUAGAAGAUAAGGAAUGUAUGUGAGUUUGUUUUAAUAUGUGACGAAUAAUUCAAGAUAAAGCGAUAGCGUGAUUUUCUUUUUACUAUAUUGCUAUUUUCUAUUCUUUUAAGGGCACCAAAGAUAUUUUUUUACGGUUUUUUUUUUAAAAACGUACCUUUACUUUUUUCUUUUUAAGUAAGGUAUACUCUUCUUUUCUAUUCUUUUUUGUUAAUCGUCUCUGUAAAUGUUAAUCGUGAAAUGGAAUUUAUUAUUUAUUUUUUACAAAAGAGAAAAAAAACUAUGACCAUUUUAAGAAACGAGGCUUUUUUUUUGUAAAAAUAUAUCUUAAUAUCUUUUGGUCCUUCAGCUUUAUUAUAUUGGGACUUCUUUUUCUUUUUCCUCUUCCUUUUCUUCUUUUUUCUUUUUUUUUUUUUUGUUAUUAAUUUUAUUGUUAUUCUUUUACACUUUGCCGAUUUUAAAUAAUUGAAAAAACAAAUUUUCUACGACAAUGUUUGCACGCUUAUCGUUUUUCAGGGAUAUAUUUUUCAAAUUUACAAAAAAUGUAAAGCACUUUUUGAAAAAGUGAUUGAGUACAUAAUUUUCUUUUUAAGAAAAGGGCGUCAGUGAGCUUGAGAUUAUUGUUUGAAAAAUUCAUCAACAAAAAAAGAAAAAAAAAUUGUUUCUCGCUCCUGUGGCUCACAGUGAUAUAAGAUAAUAAAUUUUAAGGCGUAGUAUAAAAAUGUUGAUCCCAAUUUCACUGUAAUUAUUGUUCAGUGUGAUGUAAAAACUCGCGUAGCUCCUU
Messenger RNA from Leptopilina heterotoma, 2786 nucleotides. RefSeq names its product male-specific lethal 1 homolog. Gene Ontology annotation, cellular component: MSL complex. The coding region runs from base 282 to 2015 and encodes 577 amino acids. The record is from RefSeq and is a predicted model, not a curated record. The transcript has 4 exons. Lineage: Eukaryota; Metazoa; Arthropoda; Insecta; Hymenoptera; Figitidae.